This is a messenger RNA of Carassius auratus (goldfish), 1473 nucleotides long. RefSeq names its product annexin A3-like. NCBI's taxonomy places the organism in Eukaryota, Metazoa, Chordata, Actinopteri, Cypriniformes, Cyprinidae. The transcript is spliced from 14 exons. The record is from RefSeq and is a predicted model, not a curated record. Gene Ontology annotation, cellular component: plasma membrane; cytoplasm; vesicle membrane. Gene Ontology annotation, molecular function: calcium-dependent phospholipid binding; calcium ion binding; phosphatidylserine binding. Bases 147 to 1169 code for a protein of 340 amino acids.
CAUGAAGGGAGAGGCUCAGUAAGAAUGUGUCUUUUGUGAAAAUGUGACAUAUCGUGUGGCACACGCCCUGAGGAAGCAGUUGAGAAGUUAAACCGGACAGGGAGACACGUUCAGUGUUGAUUUAUAUCGCAAAGAAUUAAUCAAAAAUGGCAGACCUGUGGGAAGACUUGCAAAGUAUAGCGAAUGCUGCUCCUGUUUCAUUCACAUCAGCGGCAGGGGAGAGAGGUACCAUUAAAGCCAAAUCUGACUUCAACGUCAGUGAAGAUGUUGCUGCUCUCCGUAAAGCAAUUGAAGGCAUAGGUACAACUGAGAAGACACUGAUAGACAUAUUGACUCACAGGAGCAGCAGUCAGAAACAGGCUAUUUCAAGGGCAUAUGAAGAAACCACAAAGAGGAUUUUUGUAAAUGACUUGAAAGGCGACACCAGGGGCGACUUUGAAAAUCUGCUUGUUGCGCUCGCCAGAACGCCUGCACUCAAUGAUGCUAAAUGGCUAAUCAAAGCAAUGAAAGGGGCUGGAACGGACACCAACGUCCUGAUAGAAAUACUUGCCUCACGGACAAAUAAACAGAUCAAGGAGCUGUCUGCCGCAUAUUCUGAGAUAACAAAGAAAACGCUGACACAGAACCUAAAGACAGAGGUUUCAGGGGAUUUUGGCAAAGCCAUCCUUCUGCUUGCUGAGGGCGCAAGGGAUGAAAGCACCAGUGUAAAUGCAGACAAGGCUAGAGAGGAUGCAAAGGCCCUCUAUCAAGCAGGCGAGAAGAGACUGGGAACUGAUGAGUCCAAGUUUAUUGAGAUCCUCUGUAAAAGGAGCAUCCCUCACCUGAGACAAACAAUAUUGGAAUAUAAAAACAUCAGUGGCAAGACUUUGCAGAAGAGCAUUGAGAAGGAAAUGUCUGGAAAAUUGGAGGAUCUGCUGGUUGCCAUUGUAAAGUGUGUGAUGAGUACUCCUGCAUACUUUGCUGAAAAACUCUACAAAAGCAUGAAGGGAGCAGGCACAGAUGAAAAAACUCUGACCAGAGUAAUGGUCAGCCGUGGAGAGCUUGACAUGCUGGACAUCAGAGCUGAAUUCAAGAAGCUCUAUAAAAACUCACUCUACAAGGAAAUAAGUUCUGACGUGUCUGGCGACUACGGUGACUGCUUGAAGAUGAUUUGUGGAGGUGAUGACUAACCCAGAAAUGCUACUAAAGAUGUCUUGUUUGGUUAUUUUGCAAUGUCUGUUAAAUGAAUACAUAUAAAUGAAAUGUAAUUUUAAAGCUUUUUCAAAAAAUACAGUUUGUGUAGCUGUUUUACUGCAGGUAAAGGCACAGGGUAAAAUUCAUAUUGAUUCUGUUUUUUUUUUUUUGUCUAAAUUACUCAUAAGGUUAAAUUACUUAAUGGCAAGGGAAAAGCUGAUAGCCAACAUUAUUUAGAACAUUGCAAUGUUGGAAUUUUGAUAAAAAAUCUGAUAAAAACAAUAAAGAAAUUACUAUGAA